AUCGAUCGCUAGCGUCUUGAACAAAGACUAUCAUUGCUCACGUACAUGCACAUGUACCCACGCCACCGCACAUGUCACACGCGCACGUGGCGGACACGCGAUAAUACAUGCACCUUGUAAGUUCUAUAACACAUGGGACAACCGUAGAAACUGGUACUGUGCAUAUUAUGACUGGCUAUAAUUUGCAAGGAACUCUCUUAAUAACCAGUGGACCUACUUCUAUUGCAUGUAGAAUAAUAAAUAUGUAGCAUAUGCUGUGUUUACGACUGACGCAAAAUCACUCCACCGAAGGUUUUUUGUCUGCUAGCCUAAAGUGCUAUUUUUUCGGGUGUUCCACAGUUUUUCGUCAUGGAUUCGUUGCGCGAGGGUUGGUUUAGUGAGUUCAGCACGCUGUGGCCCGGCCAGUGUAUGUCACUGAAAGUCAAGGAGGUUCUGUUUCACGAAAAAUCUAAAUUUCAGGACGUGCUUGUAUUCGAAAGUGAGAACUACGGCAAUGUGCUUGUUCUCGAUGGCGUCAUUCAGUGCACGGAGCGGGACGAGUUCAGCUAUCAGGAGAUGAUAACCCACCUGCCUCUCAACUCACAUCCCAACCCAAAGAAGGUGUUGGUUGUAGGGGGCGGAGACGGUGGGGUCAUCAGGGAGGUGGUCAAACACCCAGAGGUGGAGAGUGUCACACAGUGCGAAAUCGACGAGAAAGUGAUUGAAGUGAGCAAGAAGUACCUUCCCUACAUGUCCAGUGGCUUUCUGAGCCCCAAGCUGACCCAGCACAUCGGCGACGGCUUCGUCUUCAUGGAGCAGCACCACAACGAGUUUGACGUCAUCAUCACGGACUCGUCGGAUCCAGUAGGGCCAGCAGCAGCGCUAUUUGAGAAGUCUUACUAUGAACUCAUGAAGAAGGCACUUAGACCUGGCGGAAUCGUCUGCACGCAAGGAGAGUGUCUUUGGCUUCACCUGGACCUGAUCAAGACCAUGAAGGAUUUCUGCCAGACGCUGUACCCUGUGGUUGACUACGGCUACUGUACCAUUCCUACCUAUCCCAGCGGUCAGAUUGGCUUCACGCUAUGCAGUCUCAGUCCCGACACCAAUUUCCGGGAGCCGGUGCGACAGUGGACCAAAGCCCAGAAGAAAGAACUCCAAUUAAAAUACUACAAUGCUGCAAUUCACAGAGCGGCAUUCGUACUGCCCGAGUUUGCACUACAGAGAUUAGAAAUGGAAGGAGAAUCGCCCGAGGCAAGAGUGAAUGGCGGAAGGGAAGAUGCACAAGGAACAAACGGAGUCAAGGAAGACAACUCUUAAAAAAAAAAGAAGCAGGGUAACGCUAAGCUUCACAGACACAGCUUCGGAGUGGAAUCAAAUUUGAUGUGGAAAUGUUACUGCUGUAAUAGAUAAUCAAAGAUUGAAUGCACCG
Patiria miniata (bat star) is the source of this 1408-nucleotide messenger RNA. RefSeq names its product spermidine synthase-like (gene srm). Gene Ontology annotation, cellular component: cytosol. NCBI's taxonomy places the organism in Eukaryota, Metazoa, Echinodermata, Asteroidea, Valvatida, Asterinidae. The transcript has 8 exons. Gene Ontology annotation, biological process: spermidine biosynthetic process. The coding region runs from base 349 to 1296 and encodes 315 amino acids. Gene Ontology annotation, molecular function: spermidine synthase activity. The record is from RefSeq and is a predicted model, not a curated record.